Messenger RNA from Aspergillus vadensis CBS 113365, 670 nucleotides. RefSeq lists its product as uncharacterized. The record is from RefSeq and is a predicted model, not a curated record. The transcript has a single exon. Bases 82 to 306 code for a protein of 74 amino acids. NCBI's taxonomy places the organism in Eukaryota, Fungi, Ascomycota, Eurotiomycetes, Eurotiales, Aspergillaceae.
UUCUGCUUCAGUGUUCCCAGACCUGUUUGGGGAAGAAGGUCUUUUUCAGUGCAAUAAAUAAUCCAAUGUGACAUCUAGACUAUGAGUCUAUGGGGUACUACUAAUGAGUUGCUUACUGGAAAGGGAGGAGGGAACGGAAAAAGUGGUGACGGAAGAGACAAAAUCCACACCUCGGUAGUGCAUCCCUCGCUCUCCAGACUAACGGUCGAGCUAGAAUUAAGGGGAAUGGAACCCGAAGCAGGACGUGCUCCAUCCACGUACCUUAACUCAUCACCAGUCAAAUUUCUCCCGAUUUACCAGCAGUGAGGCAGAUACUUUCUACCUCCAAUGCUACCAAUGCCAUUUACGAGAUGGUCCCCAGAACACUAGCGGUAUUUAGACGGGCCAAAUGCCGCACUGUAUUUCUUGUUCUCGGUUCAUAUUACUAUUCAGAUGGGGGUUAUCCAUCGUGAUGAUGUUGGACCUGCCUCUUCAAGUGUUCUAACUUGACCCCCAAGAAAGGGGCUCCACUCGGACCACGUACUAUCAACCAAGUAGAUAGGCGGCGCAGAACGAUAAACUAGACUAGUUAUCUAUCUAGACUACUAUCUGUCUGUCUAUCUAUCUACUCAUCGCUCUACUCGCUAAGAAACUUACUAACUUACUAAGAAAUCAUCAAAUUAAUGACGAU